Chlamydomonas reinhardtii is the source of this 1513-nucleotide messenger RNA. RefSeq lists its product as uncharacterized. Bases 67 to 993 code for a protein of 308 amino acids. NCBI's taxonomy places the organism in Eukaryota, Viridiplantae, Chlorophyta, Chlorophyceae, Chlamydomonadales, Chlamydomonadaceae. The record is from RefSeq and is a predicted model, not a curated record. The transcript is spliced from 6 exons.
AUAUACUUAGGUCUUCUUGUGAUCGGCGUUGGCGACAGGCCCUCGCCGCGCUGCCCGAGCAAGUGGAUGCCACGCCACAUCAUCGCCGGGCGGCUGCUUCAGAACCGCUUACUCAGCGUGCUGUCCGGAGCCGUCGUCGCGGCAGCAGGGGUGUCAGCGGUUCCGGUGUGGGCUCCUGCCGCGCACGCGCACAUCCCCACCGAAGCCGUCCUCAACAAUAACCGCGGCGGUGAGGGCGGCUUCAGCCGGUCUGAGCUCACGGCCCUUCAGCAGCUGGCGGCGCCGCCAACGGCUAUCGUCACCCCGGCCGGCCGACCGCCGCCGCGCAACGUUGAGGCGGAGUGGCCCUUCGAGUCCCGGCCGGCGGCGGCUCCAGGCGACAGCAGCGGCGCGGGUACGGAUGGAGGCGGCAGCGGCGGUGGCUCGGGCGGCGGCGGCGGUGGUCGCGCCUCUCUGCCGCCGGGGACGGUGGUGGGCACUCCCAACUACCUCGCCCGGGAUGGUGGGGCCGGCCGGCUGCCUGGCGGGGCGGCGGCGGCGGCGGCGGCAGGCGGCGGCGCGCGCGCGGGCGCCAGCGAGGCCGCUGUGGCUCUGCAGCUGCUGACGUCGGCACGGGAGGCGGUGGACGCGGGGGAGCACCAACAGGCCUACGCGCUGUACUCGGCCCUGGCCACCCAGCACGGCGGUCUGGCGCUGUCUCACUACGGCCGCCUGGGCGCAGCGCUGCAGGCCUACCAGCUGGGCCGCGUCAGCGACAGCCUGCUGGCGCUGGAGGACGAGGAGGUGGCCCUGCGCGGCGCGGCGGAGGUGCACGCGGCGCUGGCGGCCCUGCUGUACGUGGAGCGGCCCAGCCUGGCGCUGAGGGCGGAGGAGGAGUGGGCCAUCGCCUGUUCGUUCGACAAGCGCUACUCCGACCCGGCCUGGGUGGCGGCCGCCAAGCACUGGCCGCCGCGGGCAGUGGCGGCGCUACAGCGCUUCCUGGCGCUCAGCUGAUGCGGGGGGGUGAUGGUGGCGGCGGGUACAAGGGGGUUGAGGGAGUGGAGAGAAUAUGAGCAGAACCGGUGGGGGCGGGUCAGACGAAGGUUGAGGGGUUGAGAGAAUAGAGAUAGGAAUGGGGUGUUUUGCGAGGUAGGUAGGUGGCUGGCGUGCGUGUGUGUACGUGUGGUGUGACGGCGCCAUUGGUGUGGCAUUGUCUGGGAAUGCGUCGGGACGCACUGCCGCGCGCUGUGCUGUGCUGUGAAUGAUGGCGGCACUGCAGUGUGCGUACUGCACUACACUGCCCUGGUUAUGCCGCCAGGCGGGACGCAGGGGCGGCGCGGCAGCGGCUGACUGCGUGCGUGCCUGCGUGCAGCCGGAUAGGCGGCUGAGCCGGUGGUUGGUUGAGCAUUACAUGUUGGUCUUCGCGUGAGCCUUGAUGUGUGCGAGGUGAGCUGCUGAGUGCGAGGAAUCUUGAAGAAGACGGGGGGAGACUGUAUGCGCCCCGCCUACCGGCGUGGGUCAGUCGUAACGGGUA